Molecule: messenger RNA, 1705 nt
Organism: Ornithorhynchus anatinus (platypus)
Lineage: Eukaryota; Metazoa; Chordata; Mammalia; Monotremata; Ornithorhynchidae
Gene: DDX39B
Product: DExD-box helicase 39B
Exons: 11
Coding region: 182-1468 (428 amino acids)
Biological process (GO): mRNA export from nucleus; mRNA splicing, via spliceosome
Molecular function (GO): ATP binding; RNA helicase activity; RNA binding
Source: RefSeq, a predicted model, not a curated record
GGGAGGGGGGGGGAACCUGAGAACCGGAAGUGGAGGCCGCUUCCUUCAGUCUGCGCCACUGCUGCCGGCGGGCGCCUCUGUCCCGCUCAGGUUUCCUUCCCGAGGCCAGCGCCUCCCUCCGCCGCUUUCCCAGCCCCGCUUGGAUCCCGCUCGCUCCCCGGCCAACCCCGCGGGUCUGACCAUGGCGGAAAACGACGUGGACAACGAGCUGCUGGACUAUGAGGACGAUGAGGUGGAGACGGCCGCUGGGGGGGACGGGGCGGAGGCCCCCGCCAAGAAGGACGUGAAGGGCUCCUAUGUCUCCAUCCACAGCUCUGGCUUCCGUGAUUUCCUGCUCAAACCGGAGCUGCUCCGCGCCAUCGUGGACUGUGGCUUCGAGCAUCCCUCUGAAGUGCAACACGAGUGCAUCCCCCAGGCCAUCCUUGGCAUGGACGUGCUGUGCCAGGCCAAGUCGGGCAUGGGCAAGACGGCCGUGUUUGUGCUGGCCACGUUGCAGCAGCUGGAGCCAGUCACCGGCCAGGUAUCUGUGCUGGUGAUGUGUCACACCCGGGAGCUGGCCUUCCAGAUCAGCAAAGAGUACGAGCGGUUCUCCAAGUACAUGCCCAACGUCAAGGUGGCGGUAUUCUUCGGGGGCUUGUCGAUCAAGAAGGAUGAGGAGGUGCUGAAAAAGAACUGCCCCCACAUCGUGGUGGGCACCCCGGGCCGCAUCCUGGCCCUGGCCCGCAACAAGAGCCUCAACCUGAAGCACAUUAAACACUUCAUCCUGGACGAGUGUGACAAGAUGCUCGAACAGCUCGACAUGCGUCGGGAUGUCCAGGAGAUUUUCCGCAUGACCCCCCACGAGAAGCAGGUCAUGAUGUUCAGUGCUACCCUGAGCAAAGAAAUCCGGCCCGUCUGCCGCAAGUUCAUGCAAGAUCCCAUGGAGAUCUUUGUGGAUGACGAGACGAAGCUCACCCUGCACGGGCUGCAGCAGUAUUACGUCAAGCUGAAGGACAACGAGAAGAAUCGCAAGCUCUUCGACCUCCUGGACGUCCUUGAGUUCAACCAGGUGGUGAUCUUCGUGAAGUCAGUGCAGCGCUGUAUCGCCCUGGCGCAGCUCCUGGUGGAGCAGAACUUCCCCGCCAUUGCCAUCCACCGUGGCAUGCCCCAGGAGGAGCGACUGUCCCGGUAUCAGCAGUUUAAGGAUUUCCAGCGGCGGAUCCUGGUGGCCACCAACCUCUUCGGCCGAGGGAUGGACAUCGAGCGGGUCAACAUCGCCUUUAACUACGACAUGCCCGAGGACUCGGACACCUACCUGCAUCGGGUGGCCCGGGCCGGCCGGUUCGGCACAAAAGGUCUGGCCAUUACGUUCGUGUCCGACGAGAAUGACGCCAAGAUCCUCAACGACGUGCAGGAUCGCUUCGAGGUCAACAUCAGCGAGCUGCCCGAUGAGAUCGACAUCUCCUCCUACAUUGAACAGACCCGGUAGAGACCUCUCCGACCCUCGGCCCGUGACCCCCAAGGAGCUGACCCCUGGCAUGGGGGUGGAGGAGACACUACGGCCACAGCUCCCGCGCAUCAUUUCCUCCCCACCCCCAAGUUGCCCCGACCCCCACAUUGUGUGCGUUGCCCCCCUUUUUCUCCACUGCCUCCCUCUCAUGAUUCAUGUUGUCAGAUUUCCUUUUUUUAACAAAAAACUAAAAACAAAACCAAAAAAAAAAAAGUU